UUAACCGAUCUUUCAGAGGAAUUCAUUCUCGUGCCCUUGCUGCACUAUGAGCAAGUCGCACCAACUCCACUCCCUCCGGACGCGUCAGUCCGUGUCCACAUUCCCGGUCACCGUGUGCCACCGCCAGCGGCAGCAGCAGCAGCACGUCCAACGUCAGUGGCCAGUCCCAAUCAGAUAACAUCAGAUCCUCGUGCCUCAGUCAUACAAAAAGUGUCCCGUCCGGCCAGUGUAUCCAGCGCCGAAGAUUCGGCCAACCCAUUGCUCGAUACCGAGCCGCCGGAAUCUGUCAAUUCGAACGACCCAUCACAACUAACACACGAGAAGUUGACCCCAACACAUCGAUUAGAAGUUAGUGACAUGAAAUUGCGCUGGACAGAACACACACGGGAUCUGGUCUACAUGCUCAUGGACACGUAUCAGCAUGCCCAGUCACUCAAGCGAAAUUUAUCCGCUCGUGCCACUCAGGCAUUCCAUUUGGACGCCAAUUCCGGCGGGCGAAUAAAGCCAACAGAAGCAGUUCAAUCCGGACUACUCGGUUUGCAUAAUCGUGUUGCGUCGACUGCUUCGAACUUGACCUCGCGUACCAUGGACCCCACAAUUAACGAGCCUACAUCCAUGUCCAGUCGAAAUACGUCCCAUUCGGACAUCAGAACAGAUCAGGUCAACAGUACUCCAACCAUCGCUACUGCAACCGGUAGCCAAGGCUCAUUGGAUAUUGCGUCUGUAGCGGAUGCUGCUUCUGUCACAGCUGACCGCCAGCAACACCCCGAACGGAACACGAAGCCUGAUUUAAUUGGCUCGCCCCAAGCAUCUGAUACUCAAACACGAUCCGAUCGGAGCUGGUUACCCGGUCUGGGUCGUGUGCCGAUGCUCGCACAACUAUUGGAUGAGGUAGACACGGCUCGAUUCUACGCAUACUGCGAGGAGGAACCCAAACAAACUGAUGUGAUGGGUCAGUUGCAAGGCUUGAAUAUUUGUGCGUCCAGCCCGGUGAUAGCUCGAAAUUGGCACGUCGAACUGGUGAACAGUCAGUUACUUCUGAAGACACAUAGUCUGGCUGGCUACGUGCUUGUGACGGCUGCCCGAGCCAAAUUGAACGCUCUCGCCCAUCCGCCUAUCUGGCGUGACGCUCAAUUGUUGACCAAAUCAUCUCUUGUGGGUCAUCUGGAAGGCAUGCAAUACUUUGCCACAGUUGGUCAAUUGUUACCCAGUUAUGCCGAUCAGUGGCUCUCCACGGCGGAUGUGAGCGAUUGGGCUCAUCUCAAUCCGUCAGCUGACGAAGAUGCCCUAUCUGGUCGUCCUGAAGUGGUCGGCUGUGGCCGGUCAGUAGGUGGGGUGGUGAAUGCAGCUUAUGUCACUCCGGUGACAGCUGCACCGAUGGGGGCAGUACGAGUCUCGGGUGCCCAGCAGACAAUCCCGAUCGGGAUAGGUGGAAAAUCCUCUAUGGGUCAUGCCCACAGUGCACUUCUCACGGCGACGCCAUCCAUACAACUGCAACGUAUGAUUUCACGCUGUUCCUGUCAAGUGUUCUAUGUACAUUAUGAACCGGUCGAUCCAGCUAAACUGCCCGCACCGCAUCUGAUACCGCCUUUGUUGUCCGAGGCCAUGAUUGCUGAGGAUUUCUGGUUUAGAUAG
Echinostoma caproni is the source of this 1635-nucleotide messenger RNA. Lineage: Eukaryota; Metazoa; Platyhelminthes; Trematoda; Plagiorchiida; Echinostomatidae. The record is from the annotation of a GenBank genome assembly.